This is a messenger RNA of Gaeumannomyces tritici R3-111a-1, 885 nucleotides long. RefSeq lists its product as hypothetical. Bases 1 to 885 code for a protein of 294 amino acids. Gene Ontology annotation, molecular function: lyase activity. The transcript has 2 exons. NCBI's taxonomy places the organism in Eukaryota, Fungi, Ascomycota, Sordariomycetes, Magnaporthales, Magnaporthaceae. The record is from RefSeq and is a predicted model, not a curated record.
AUGGGUCUGAACGACACUCCUCCCCCGCACGUGCCGGCGUGGCUGCCCGUCGCGUCGACGCUGGUGCUCGGCAUCGGGGCCGUGUGCUGGAACGCGACCUACAUCCUGAUUACCAUCCGGUCCAUCAAAACCAAGUCGUACGGGAUGCCGCUGAUGGCCACGGUGCUCAACUGGUCGUGGGAGGUCAUCUACGCCUUUUACGUGGCCGAGCACCCCGUCGAAUUCGCCGGCCUGGCUGUGUGGUUUUUCCUGGACCUGGGCAUGGUUUAUACGACGGCUGUAUACGCGCCCUACGAUUGGAAGAUGUCCAACCCGUGGAUCGGAAAGCACAUGCUCUUCCUCCUGGUCUCCCUUACUGCGGCCGCCAUAUGGGGCAAUUAUACCUUCGCCGAGUGGUGGGUGUCCCGGCCGGGCGUCGGGCACGGCGACAAGACGGGCAAGUGGUACCGCCACCAGGAGGGCUACGACGUCAUGGAGAUGGCGUACUGGAGCGCGCUGAUCCCACAGGCCUUCAUCAGCGCCGGCAGCCUGGCCAUGCCGGUGUCGCGGGGCCACAGCGGCGGAGUCAGCUAUGCCAUCUGGUUCGUCCGGGCGCUCGGAUCCUUCACCGGGCUUAUCGCGCUAUAUGCCGUCAUGCGGUGGUACUGGCCCGAAGCCCACAGCUUUUUCGUCAACCCGCUGGCCAUCUUCCUCAGCGCCCUGUUCAUCAUCCCCGACGCCAUUUACCCCUUGGUCCUGUACCACGUCCGCAAGACCGAGGUCGAGCUGCCGGAUGGCCGGCUGGUCAGUGCCUACCAGGCAGCCUUGGAGAAGAAUGGGAUCAACGGGGUUGAGGAAGGGCAGGGAGUGGUGGGAGACGGCGGUGAGGGCAAGAUACGUCUGUGA